CAACUAAACUAAAAAGAAAAUAAGAAAAACUAAAACAACUAAGCUAAGACUUCUCAAAGAAGCCAAAGAAACAAAGCUUCACAAGGAAGCUAAACAGGGAAGGUGUGGCCAACAAUCGAAAAACCACCAUCGGAGAAGAACGAGGGCAACCUGAAACGGACAUCCGGACACAUGUAAAGGACAUCGGAGGCGAGAACGACAAUAUCGACGGCGAUGAACCACCGAUAUGGGUCAAAGAUCUAGUCUUCAAAGAUCAAACAACCAAAGAAGAGAAGAUCGGUCGAAAUAAGAGGGACGGACGGGACAGUGGAAGAAAACCACCAUCGGCGAGGCAGAACCAACGAACACGAACACGAACAGAGAGGCCGUUUCGAUGGAGCAACUUCAAAAUUCAGAUCGAAUUUCUUGUAGGAAGCCAACAAAAAUUAAUUUCACGAAGAAAUUGACUGUACUCUGUUGAAAAUACAUAAGGGAAGAUCAGAAAAGAGCCCUGAUUUGAUGGAAGAUCAAAAGGGGAGAACAAGAAAUAUAUCAGAUUAAAUUUCUUUGAGAAGAAGGCUAGAUAAUUUCGGAAUUAGGGGCUAGGCUUUCUAGAGAGAAGGGAGAGCCCCUCUCUCUAAAAAACUUUUACACCUAGCAGUAAUCAAUCUAAUAGAAAUAUAAGAACAAUUGAUUUGGGUUUUAGGUUUCAGAAAUUAAGUUCAUACAAAUUCUAUUUUCCUCUCUCCAAAUUACCAACUUCGAUCUUCAAAAAUGGCCCUGACCAAUGUAAUUGAAGAACAAACCAGUGAUCAAAAUUCUUUGAAUUCGAAUCUCUCUCCUCCAAAUUCAUACGGGAGUGUUGUUCUUGGCGGCACUUUUGACCGCUUGCAUGAUGGUCACCGCCUUUUCCUCCAGGUAGCAGCUGAUCUUGCUAGAGAUCGUGUUGUCAUUGGAGUUUGUGAUGGCCCAAUGCUAGCUAAAAAGCAGUAUGCAGAAUUGAUAGAGCCUAUCGAGAAAAGGAUGCAGAAUGUGCAAGAUUAUAUCAAGUCCAUCCAUCCGGAGCUCAUUGUACAAGUGGAACCUAUUGUAGAUCCUUAUGGUCCUUCUAUUGUUGAUGAAAAUUUGGAGGCCAUUGUAGUCAGUAAGGAGACUUAUCCCGGAGGAUUGUCAGUCAACCGAAAGAGAAUCGAGAAGGGGCUGUGUGAAGUAAAGAUUGAAGUUGUAGAUUUAGUACCGGAGGCAACAAGUGGUGAUAAGUUGAGUUCGACAACCUUAAGAAAGCUCGAAGCAGAGAAAGUAGGAGUUCAGCAAGAAGUGUAUUUUUCAGAAAUUAACCCGAAGAUGAAUGAUUUGAUGACGAAAUCGUUCUUAAAUUAUGUGGAUUUGAAGAAACAAAUCCAAUCAGACCAUGAAACAGAGCUUUCUGAACCAGAAACAUGGCAGGAAUUAAACCCAGUUGACCAAGAAAAUCUCUCUAUUUUCUUCAAACAAAUCGAUUCAAUAAAAUCCGAAAUGGGGGAAAUCAGUAACCUUCUUCACGAUCUCGAAUCCCUCCAUCAAGAAUCAAAGACAACACACAGCACCAAACUCCUCCGAGGGUUAAGAGAUCGAAUGGAUUCCGACACAAUUUCAAUCCUCCGAAAAGUCAAAACCCUAAAAUCCCAACUCGAAUCCCUCGACAAAUCGAACAUCAAAAACAGAAGAUUAUCAUCCUCGUUUCAUGAGGGUAGCAGUGUGGAUCGAACCAGGGUUACAGUCACAAACGGGUUAAGAAUCAAAUUCAAGGACAUAAUCUUCGAUUUCACAGGAUUAAGGGACACAAUCAUGAAUGAUCACAGGGAUGAUUUAAGAAGAAAGUACUACAAUGCAACAGGAGAGAAACCCAGUGAAGAAACUGUUGAGAAACUGUUGUCAGGAAGUAUGAAAAUCGGGUUUUUCGAGGAGGAAAAGGAGAGAUAUGGAGUUGUUAAGGAUAUUCAAAGAAGUUUGAAUAAACUUCAUCAGAUAUUUCUUGAUAUGGCUGUUUUGAUUGAUAAACAAGGUGAACAGAUUAAUGAUAUUGAGCAGAAUGUGGUGAAUGCAGGGGAUUAUAUCAGUGGUGGGACUAAUAGUCUGUAUUAUGCUAAACAGAUGAAGAAGAAGAACAGUAAAUGGGUUUAUUGGGUUUGGGCUGUUGGAUUCAUCAUCUUGUUGGUCUGUUUCAUCUCCUUAAUUGCACUUAGUUAGGUUAAUUGGGGUUUUUGAUUUGGUUAUGUAAAUGGAUUUUAGGGUUUAAGGGUGGGUUUUGAGCUUUUCUGAGCUCAUUUAGUUGGUUGCUUUCGGAUUUGUCAAAUCUUUUUGGCUUGUUUUUGGGUGUGAAGAAGCUCAUUAUAUGUCAAAAGAUUACAAUAAUUUGCUUUGGGUCUGUCUAAUCUCCUUAAUUGCCCUUAGUUAGGACACAUAUAGACACAGAUUCUUGUGUUUUUAGUUUAAUUGGGGUGGUUUUGAUUUGGUUAUGUAAAUGGAUUUUAGGGUUUAAGGGGGGUUUUGAGCUUUUCUGAGCUCAUUUAGUUGGUUGCUUUUUUCGGAUUUGUCAAUUUUUUUUGGGUUGUUUUUGGGUGUGAAGAAGCUCAUUAUAUGUCAAAAGAUUACAAAUGAUUUACACUCUUGAUAAAUAAAAGUGUGUUUUCUUGCUAUUA
Messenger RNA from Spinacia oleracea (spinach), 2660 nucleotides. Its product is annotated as syntaxin-112. Gene Ontology annotation, biological process: vesicle-mediated transport; coenzyme A biosynthetic process. Gene Ontology annotation, molecular function: pantetheine-phosphate adenylyltransferase activity; dephospho-CoA kinase activity. The transcript has 7 exons. Bases 754 to 2208 code for a protein of 484 amino acids. Gene Ontology annotation, cellular component: membrane. Lineage: Eukaryota; Viridiplantae; Streptophyta; Magnoliopsida; Caryophyllales; Amaranthaceae. The record is from RefSeq and is a predicted model, not a curated record.